Messenger RNA from Leptonychotes weddellii (Weddell seal), 969 nucleotides. RefSeq names its product tropomyosin 4 (gene TPM4). The record is from RefSeq and is a predicted model, not a curated record. NCBI's taxonomy places the organism in Eukaryota, Metazoa, Chordata, Mammalia, Carnivora, Phocidae.
CGCUGCCCGCCGCCCGCUGCGUGCGCCUCCGCGCCUCCGCGCCAUGGCCGGCCUCAACUCCCUGGAGGCGGUGAAACGCAAGAUCCAGGCCCUGCAGCAGCAGGCGGACGAGGCGGAGGACCGCGCGCAGGGCCUGCAGCGGGAGCUGGACGGCGAGCGGGAGCGGCGCGAGAAAGCCGAAGGGGAUGUGGCAGCUCUCAAUCGACGCAUCCAGCUUGUGGAGGAGGAGCUGGACAGGGCUCAGGAGCGACUGGCCACAGCCCUGCAGAAGCUGGAGGAGGCAGAAAAGGCUGCCGAUGAGAGUGAGAGAGGAAUGAAGGUGAUAGAAAACCGGGCCAUGAAAGAUGAGGAGAAGAUGGAGAUUCAGGAGAUGCAGCUCAAAGAGGCCAAGCACAUCGCCGAGGAGGCCGACCGCAAAUAUGAGGAGGUGGCUCGUAAAUUGGUCAUCCUGGAAGGCGAGCUGGAGAGGGCCGAGGAGCGUGCCGAGGUGUCUGAACUAAAAUGUGGUGACCUGGAAGAAGAGCUCAAGAAUGUCACUAACAAUCUGAAGUCACUCGAGGCUGCAUCUGAAAAGUAUUCUGAAAAGGAGGAUAAAUAUGAAGAAGAAAUCAAACUUUUGUCCGACAAACUGAAAGAGGCUGAGACCCGUGCAGAAUUUGCAGAGAGAACGGUUGCAAAACUGGAAAAGACAAUUGAUGACCUGGAAGACGAGCUAUACGCUCAGAAGCUCAAGUACAAAGCUAUCAGCGAGGAACUGGACCAUGCUCUCAACGACAUGACCUCUCUGUGAGAGGGAGCUGGGGUGCUGCCCUCUGUCCUAGCAAUACCGAAGUUGGCCUCCUCACUGUGGUGCCUGCACUUCCCGUGGGCUUCUAGAAGCUCGUUUCCUGCCUCCUGGUUUGGUCUUUCAAGCCUUCCUCUGCUGUGUCUGUGACUGUGUGACUGAAAUAAAGACAGGCGCUCCUCGUG